GCACUCAUUGACAAUUCUACCGGUAGAACAUCAUUCCCUUGGCAUACCUCCAAACGAACCCGGCCAGGCAUAAUUGGAUCAGUACCUGACUACCUCGACACUUGGAUAUACCACCAUCACUGCCACCCCAGCUUGUCGCGACAAAGAAUCGCCACCACGCAAUAACCGCCCCUUCCUCUCGCUCUCUAUUUACUCACUCCUGCAUCACAUCAUCGCGCCUCUUACAUUGGCAUACACCAAGCAUGGUUUGAAGAUAUUGGCCCCUACAACGGAUUCGUAGGCCGUCUGGUUACUCGUAUCGCCUUCUUUUGGUUUACCACUCCUUGGAAUCAUGGUCAUAAUGAGCCGAUCGCAUCUACUACAAAACACAGACAAUACCAGAAAUCAGCCAUACGCGCCAUUUUACAGCUAGUUGCACAUAAUCAAACAGCUUCUCUGGUUGCACCUCGACGGCAUCUUGCCAAACGUCCGUCCCGAACCAUCAUGGCAAUCUGGCCAUUCCGGCGGAAAAGCCGCAAAAGGCGCUCUCGCGCUGCCACGACGGAUUUCGAUGGCCACCGAGAUGCUACCCCAAUAGGCCAAGCUUCGACAGCGGAACAGGCAAAGACAGGGCAGGAUCGAGCGGAGCCCCAUAAGCUACAGCGAAGAGCACGAACGUAUAGUUUCUCUCCCGGCCGCCACGAUUCGAUAGUACUUGGGCGGAAGAUGAGUGUUGGAGGAAAACGGAGAGUGACGGGACCAGCAGCGACAUCCCAGGGGCCUAACAGCACUGACCUAGGUCGGAACGUUUUCUUCCGCAUGCCCACCCUCCACAAUAAACGCGACGGCGAUGACCUACUACGGAAGAAAUCGAGCAAGAAAAGGCGGACGGAAGAUCAUGCGCGGGAGGCGGAGAUCAAGGCAAUGAGCACAUAUGUGCCUGUCCGAGCAGCAACUGAGGCCUCAAUGGCGGGACGCCCCAUGAAGAAGGACAGCAAAAGAAUCAAGAAUGGUUUUGGAUUUAGGGGCCAAAGAUCCUCGGACGUCUCCUUACCCGCCCCCGAAUCCCUCCAUUCGGCCUUUUCAUCAGACUCGGAACAAAUCUCGUACAAGGUUUCGGCAUUCGAAGCACUCGCCCCCAGACCAACCCUUCGAUAUGCCACGCAUCCGCGACAGGGCUCUACAAAUGGUGAGGUUGGCGCAUCACCGCUCGCCAAGAAACCCUCACAGCGCCAGAAGAGGCUCGUAGAGCCCAUACCGGAGGCGACACUGAAGGCUCAUAAACGUGUUGACGACCUCGCUAAUGAUCUUAGCGCGAGUGAUCUCCGCGAGUUGAUGGAACGAGAUCGACGACGGCGCGAACGGAGACAGCAACGAGAACAGGAAAAUGCACAGACGAAGCUUGCCAAACGGGUAGAAAAGCAGCGUGCCGACGAUGUUGAAGCGCAGAAGGAAGGCAGAGAGUCUCCUCCAAACCUGGAGAGAGGCGUUCUUGGCCGUGAGGCUGUGGGCUUGGGAAUCGACCCUGCGUCUGCGGUGGUAACGUCAUCAAGGAUUCGUGAAUCGGACGAGCUUUUAAGGCCAGUGAGAAAGCGUUCAAGGGAAGAAUUUAACGAGGGAAAGGAGGAGGAAAAUGUGCGACCACAUCCACUGAGAUCUUUCCAUCGCACGGAAAGCAUCCCGGUCGAAACUCCCACUUCUCCCCUCGGGCCAGAAGCCCCUGGCUUAGCCAGUCCGCAUUCGAGGAGUUCCUUUUUCAGCCCGAAUGGUCGGUCAUCUCGACAAGCCUCCUUGGCCAAAACGGAGCGCUCGGAACAGAUGCGGAGAGGGUCAGAGACCAGCAGCUCCAGAGGGCACCUAUCAUGGGCAUCCAUCUUCAGGUGGGGAAACAGAAACAGACGAAGCUCUGGUGGGCCGUCUUCGUUCUCCAACACGUCGCGCGACUCGAUGCGUGACUCGAUGCAAACGCCACAACUACACGUGCCAACACCACCAAUCAAUUUCACCCCGCGACGGGUUAGCUCCGGGGUACCGAAGCGCACGAAAUCGCGCUUCCGUGAAGAUCUUCCAGAGCUCCCGCUCUCACCACCGGGAUCUAGGAUACAGUUAAACGAGGGCGAUUCGAUUCCUCCCACGAUCGCCGAGGCUUCCCCUAACCCAAAUAACGAUCUCGAUCCUCUAGGAGUAGCGACAUCGGAGAAUGGCCCUAGAGAUGAGACACCAACGUCAUCAGAACAGAGAUCCGUGGACGCACUCCGUCAUACGCCCUCUUCCUUCGGCCACCCCGAUGAGCGUAAUAUGACCCCCGAACCGCAGACCAUGUCGCUUGCCUCCAUAGAUUCUGAGGCAUCAUGGCUAUCCGGACGCUUAUCGGCGAAAAGGCGAAAGUCGUCAAGUAUCAUGAGGUCAUCGACACCAUAUAGGCAGCUUCCUCGAACAUCAGAGCCGGAUAACGAGAAUGAGGAUGGGCAUUCGCCUGAGCAUGAAAACCUGAAUGAGGAAUCCUCCAUCGUGGAUGAUGAUUAUCUAUCCCGUGUUGCACGCCCUAGUGGUGAACGUCCCGGGUGGAACCGGCAGUCCAGUGGGGAGGCUCGUGCAUCAAGUGAUUGGGAGGAGGAACCUCAUUGGGGAUCUGUCAGGGAAGGGCAGCCCGUUGUUAUCCACGGUCAUCCUGCCAAUGUCCGAACGAAGAGCUUCGAAGGUUAUCUCAAUUCAUUGGGCGACACGCCCGAGGCAAGCCCCGGACUCCCGGAAACCGCGGGGGAUGUGAAGGACGAGGAGAUUCGGCGAGCGACCAGCGUGAAUCUCGGCAAGGGACACGUACGACACUACAGCGCCGGCAGCGCUCGGCUACUGUCCCUGUCCCCGCGUUCUUCCACCGAUAAACGGAGGAGUCUACCACCGAGACCCCUGGAUUAUUCGGCAGCGCAAGCAGCUGAGGUCGAGAAGCAGUGAGUAAGCGAUAUGUAGUGUUAUGGCUGGCUGAUCCCGCGAAAUACCCCCACGCUCGUUUUGAUUUGCUUUGUUCUUGUUCAUAACAUAUCGGGGAGGCGCUACUUAACCGACCACCAUUCACUCGUUGGAGGCGCUUUUCCUUUGUUCUUC
Molecule: messenger RNA, 3084 nt
Organism: Neurospora tetraspora
Lineage: Eukaryota; Fungi; Ascomycota; Sordariomycetes; Sordariales; Sordariaceae
Exons: 1
Coding region: 484-2934 (816 amino acids)
Source: RefSeq, a predicted model, not a curated record